This is a messenger RNA of Myotis daubentonii (Daubenton's bat), 4944 nucleotides long. RefSeq names its product abhydrolase domain containing 13 (gene ABHD13). The record is from RefSeq and is a predicted model, not a curated record. Lineage: Eukaryota; Metazoa; Chordata; Mammalia; Chiroptera; Vespertilionidae. Gene Ontology annotation, molecular function: palmitoyl-(protein) hydrolase activity. Gene Ontology annotation, cellular component: membrane.
UGACUGAGGAUGACAUGGGGCAUCCAGAUACAGAAGAUGCUAUUGCCCUGCUCAAGGAGGUCCUGGAGUACAGUGUCAUUGGAGGGAAGUACUAACGGGGAAUGACGGUGCUGAUAACAUUUCAGGACCUGGUGGAACUAACAAAGCAGGAUGCUGAUAGUCUCCAACUGGCCAUGACUGUGGGCUGGUGUGUGGAACUGCUCUAAGCUUUCUUCCUGGUGUCAGAUGACAGGGAAUCAUCCCUCACCUGAUGGGGGCAGAUCUGCUGGUAUCAGAAGCCAGGUGUAGGUUUGGAUGCCAUCAAUGAUGCUAUACUUCUGGAAGCAUUUAUCUCCUGACUGCUGAAGCUCUAUUGUUGGGAGCAUCCCUAUUACCUGAACCUGAUGGAACUCUUCCUGCAGAGUUCCUAUCAGACUGAGGUUGAACAGACCCUGGACCUCAUCAUAGCCUCCCAGGGCAGCAUGGAUCUUGGCAAAUUCACUGGAAAGAGGACACUUGCAGAGAGCUACAAUGGAAAAGUCCUGGAUGCUGUGGAACUUCGUUGAAAGAUGGCUAAUAACCUUGGCCUCCUGGUCUUGGGCGCUCUGCCGUAUUUCUCUCUUACCUUUAAUAGUGACUUUUCAUCUGUAUGGAGGCAUUAUCUUACUUUUGUUAAUAUUCAUAUCAAUAGCAGGUAUUCUAUAUAAAUUCCAGGAUGUAUUGCUCUAUUUUCCAGAACAGCCAUCUUCCUCACGCCUUUAUGUUCCCAUGCCCACUGGUAUUCCACAUGAAAACAUUUUUAUCAGAACCAAAGAUGGAGUGCGUCUGAAUCUUAUUUUGGUAAGAUAUACUGGAGACAAUUCACCCUAUUCUCCAACCAUAAUUUAUUUUCAUGGGAAUGCAGGCAACAUAGGUCACAGGUUACCAAAUGCAUUGCUUAUGUUGGUUAACCUCAAAGUUAAUCUUUUGCUUGUUGAUUAUCGAGGAUAUGGGAAAAGUGAUGGAGAAGCAAGUGAAGAAGGACUCUACUUAGAUUCUGAAGCUGUGCUAGACUAUGUGAUGACUAGACCUGACCUUGACAAAACAAAAAUUUUUCUUUUUGGUCGUUCCUUGGGAGGAGCAGUGGCUAUUCAUUUGGCUUCUGAAAAUUCACAUAGGAUUUCAGCCAUUAUGGUGGAGAACACAUUUUUAAGCAUACCACAUAUGGCCAGGACUUUAUUUUCAUUCUUUCCAAUGCGUUACCUUCCUUUAUGGUGCUACAAAAAUAAAUUUUUGUCCUACAGAAAAAUUUCUCAGUGCAGAAUGCCUUCUCUUUUCAUCUCUGGACUCUCUGACCAAUUAAUUCCACCAGUAAUGAUGAAGCAGCUUUAUGAACUCUCCCCAUCUCGGACUAAGAGAUUAGCCAUUUUUCCUGAUGGAACUCAUAAUGACACAUGGCAGUGCCAAGGUUACUUCACUAGCCUUGAACAGUUCAUCAAAGAAGUAAUAAAGAGUCAUUCUCCUGAAGAAAUGGCAAAAACUUCAUCUAAUGUGACAAUUAUAUAAUGUUUUUUUAUUGCACUGUAUUUUAGUUUGUGCAGAAUGAUAAAGAAUGUUCCUUUCUAGAAGUGUGUUCUAUCUGUACUUGUCUGAAGAGUGACAUUAAAUGUUGAAAGGACUUUAGUGCUCUUUAAAGAUGAUCCAAAUAGUUUUUUACAUUGGAAAAACUAUAAUUGUUGGGAUUAUUUCAUACAUUUUCAUCAAACCUUUCAAUGUGUUUAUGUGUCUGUAUCUUUAGUUUAAUAUGCCAGUAGAAUAUAUUCAAAAGUUUCUUGUUGCUAAAGUGGUACACUCCAUCUGAUACUUAAGGUUAAUGUCUGGGUGUGGAAGGGGAGAUACAGACGAGAAACCUUCGGAUAUUAUUCCUUUAGUAAAUAUUGGGACAAUCAUGGUAUACAAGCUUAGUUCUAUAACUGUAUUUUUCACCUUAAAAUGCAUGAUGAUAUUUUAUUUCUUGAAUUAUGCAAUGCAAUGUUUUUAAUGUAAAUAGCACUGGUCAUAUACCAAUGUAUAUGGUAACCUGGGUUAUAUCUAUUUUUAUGUAAACUAUUUUGGUUUUGGCAAGAAGUGAAAUUGAGGCCUGUGUGCAGGUUGCUAUUGAAUUUUGCUCUGGCGUAUGCUGAGAUUCAGCUUUUUCUUACAAAUAAAUGGGACCCCACUUUCCAACAAAAAUGUACUGUGUUUUGUUAGGUACAGUCUGGAUCAUGGCAUGCAAAAAUAGAAAUUUAGAAUUUCACUGCAGCUUCAAUGUGCAUCUUUGAACUUUUUUACAUUUGUAGUUUUGGUGGCAAAGAGAAUUUUACUUUUUAUCAAUUUCAUAAGUCUACAGGUAAACCACCAAUGGCAGUCAUAAUGAAGAUAACUUGUUUAAGAAUUAAAGUAGGAACUCUUAUUACAUAAUUGUACAUACUGUUUUACAGAAGUUCCCUCUUGAUUUUUAAGUCCCAGUAUCUAGGUAUAUCUAACCCACUAAAGCCAAGGUGUCAUUUAUUGGACUUUCUGAAAAUAAACACAACAAAAACAAAAAAGCUAUGUUCUUUGGUUUAAUAUUUUAGUUAUAAAAUAGAACUGCAACAAAAGACAAUUUUAGGAAGUAUUAUUUUCUACAUGUAGGAAUGUGGGGAUGAAGGAAUGCUACAGCUUUUUAUCACAGAACAUAUUACCCCAUUUAACUAUUAAAUGGCUAUCAGUGGGAAGUAGUAUUUAGUCAUAUAGAAAUGUAUGAAAAAAAUUUUUAAAAAAGCUCCUUAAAAUUGCAGGAUUUACCUUAAAUAUAUAUAUAUAUAUAUACACAUAUAUAUAAGCUUUGAGACAUAAGUGUACUAAGUUGUGUCAAGCAAUCUUCAAAAAUUAGAUGUAUUUGAGCUCUGUGCAUUAUGUCAGCUUUAAAUGUAAUAUUUUGAAUAUUUAGGCUAUAUUUAUUGGCUUUGUGCAAGCAGCUAGAACAGAAAUAAUGGGUCAGUAGUUUUGACCUUAAUUUAAAAACUCUUUCUAUGGAGAUAGGGCUAGAAAUACUUUUGCCAAAUAACAUUCGUCUCAUUCACUUUAUGUCAAUAUUUAGAAAACAUUAAAUUACAGCAAAUAUGAUGUUUUUCUAUAAAUUAUUGUAAAAAAAGUCAUGCUUUUAAAAACAAAUUUGGUAAUGCAUAUCAUGGAAAGUGUAUUUUGUAUGUAUAAUUUCACGACAAUUAAAGGAUACUUUUCAUCUUGUCAAUCAUUGCUAUGUAGAAUGACUGUCUUAAAUAGUAAUGUACUAAAGGGAAAAAAUUUAAUACAACAAGAUCUAGUGUACUUAGACAUGAGCUUACAUGGAAAACCUUAGACUCAUCAUUCUUUGAAGUUUAUAAAGUACCUUCGUACGUUUUCAUGUAAUCAUUUAAUCUACUACACUAUGAAGGAAUUUAUCAAAUUUAGUUGUAAAUAUUAUGCUGAUGAAGCCUAAAAGCUUUUUCUUCAUCAGUGUUUUGUUUUAUGCUUUUUAAAAUACUCCAUGUUUAUAAACAGUCUUUUUUUUUUUUUCUUUUUCAAGUCAGGACUUCAAAAGUUGUAAAGUACAUGUAUCCCAUCCCUACCCUCAUUCUCUUUGGGUUAAGGAGCCUUUCUUCCUGCAGCAAAGGGAAGAGGCUGUUUCUAGGGUUGUAGUACCUAAUUUCUGUUUUUGAGAAUAUUUCUUUAGAUAGGGAGAAAUAGAAAACAAAAUCAGUUCUUCAAAACGUGUCUAAUUUUUGGCCAAAGCAUUUGGUGUUAAUAAAAUGUGAAUUCUGAAUGAGUCACUUCAUUUUGGAUUCAUAGGUUUAGUGGGAAUAGAGUGUGUCCGUCUUGUGUAUUAAUUUCUGGCUCACUUAUCCAAGAGCAGCUCUGGGAGUUUCUGAAUGAAUUUUAAGUUAUUAAGCUAUGGUAAAUUUGGAAAUAUUUAAACAUGGCAAGAUAUAAUUUAUUUAGAUCAAAAUCCAUUGUUUUAAAAGGGAUUAUUGGGGAGAAAUGGCAAAAGGGAUCCUAAAAGGGAUAUUGCAAAAUAUGGAAAAAUAAUUUGUAGAAGAUAAAAGAAUACUAAUAGAAAGAGCAACUAAGUGAAAGGUUGUGUGUUAAAUGUAGGUCUAGGAAAUAACUGGUGAGAUUGGUGAAAAGGAGACAUAACAAUGCAAAACAGUUAAAUACCAGACAUUUCUAACCAAGUGACUGGAGCACCUAAUGCUGCCACUACCCUAUAUUUUUGCAAGCACUCUGAUUGUAAGGUAGAUAUUUUCAUUACAAUUUCGAUUUUUUAAAAAAUAUAUUUUUAUUGAUUUUCAGAGAGGAAGGUAGAGGGAGAGAGAGAGAAACAGCAAUGAUGAGCGGGAAUCAUUGAUCGGCUGCCUCCUGCACACCCCACAUGGGAGUGAGCCCGCAACCCCGGGCAUGUGCCUUGACCGGGAUUGAUGCUCAACCACUGAGCCACCAUGGCUGAGCUACAAUUCUGAAUUUUGUAGCUGAAUAGGACAGCUUAAAUUUACUUUUUAUGAUAAGCUCUAGUCUAGACACAUGAUAAUUACCAAAGUUCCAGCUUUGGUAAUGUGUCACUGAAUUAAUUAUGUUGUAAUAUUUCUGAAUGAGAAUUCAUACCACCUCAUGCUUUCAUAUUCAUCUCUUAAGUUUGAAAGAUUUGGUUUGAGGUGGGAAUAGAUUUGUUGAUGGAAUUAAAGAGUGAAGGCCAUAUUCAAUUUUACAUGUUAUUUUGCAAGCUCAGUUUAAGUGUAGAAGUGUAGUUUUUAUUUAGUUCCUUGUUUUCUUGAGGUUAGGAGUAAAUAGAUAAACUUUUUAAAAAGAUAUCACAGAAGACACUUUUUAAAUUAGGUCAUGGUUGAGAUAUACUGAAAUCCUUCACUAACCUCUCCCUCUCUGUUUCUCCUAUUAUGUUUGACAACAAUUAUGGAUUUAAAAAAAUUU